CUGCUUUUUUAAUUGAGCUUCUAGUCCUACGUUAAAUCGCUGAGAAAGUGGGGGACGAAAUGGUGGAGAAAAGGAGGGGAUACGAUAACGCGUUGGAGUGCUCAAUUCGACCGAGAAAAGAAAGAUAGGGCAUGUGGUUAGUUGAGAACAGUUGGUACAGAGCUUCUUCGUCUACUAUUUCGUACGCCUUAUUAUUUACUUCAUCGAAAAAAUCCAAUCGCUCGGGUCAUUAUUCAUUUUCGACCAAAACCCCCUCCAUAUUCGACCAAAAGAAUUAGUGUCAAAGUGUCAAAAUGACGUGCGUCCUCGUUACGACAUUUCGUGGAGUGUUUGUUUGAUAAGUGACAGGUGGAAGAGAAAGAGAGAUAGAGCGAGAACACGGCGAGAACUGUCAUUUCUUACGAGAUUUUACUACGCGAGAAAAGUGUAAAAUUUUCUAUAGCAUCAUGUUUGCCAGUCUGAAGAACAAAAUACGCGAGGAAAUUGGAAGCGACGUGUCAACCGUAGUCCGAAAUGCCGGCACUGUUCGUGGGAUUAAUUCCAAAAAUCCAUUUCAGUUAGGUUCAACGAGCAGUAUUGGUGGAUCGCAAUUAUCAUUGGAUGAUUCGAGAGAGGAAAAUGCAGCAUCUCCAACAUUACCGAUACCCUUAAAGAGGGAAAAUAGUUUUGAACUGAAAUUGAGCGAUGGGACACAAUUAUCAGCCAAAGAUCUCAAGCGACUAGAAAAUCGUGAAGAUGAGUGGCGAAAACGUUUAGCAAAAAAAGAAGCGGAGCUUCUCAAGAAGUGUGAGAAAAAAGAUGAAGAAUGGAAAGUACGUUUGGCCGAGAAGGAAAAAGAGUGGAAAAAGUUGAUGGAGAAACAAGAAAAAGAGAAAGCCAAACUCGAAGAGGAAUGGGAAAAGGCGGAAGAUGCUAAUCGCAGCCUAGAACUUGCAUUGAAAAAUGCCGAAGAGUACAAAAAGAAGCUUUACACCUUUCAAGAAGAUGCUGAACAGCUGGAAGGAUUUCAGACCCAAGAGAUGGCGAAGAUCAAACAUCUCUUAUUGGCAAAGGAGCAAGAAGUUGAAGAAAAGUCUCAUCAUUUGAAAACGGCGUUAUCGGAAGUUGACAGCUUAAAAACAGAAGUGUCGCGUCUGAGACGUUACGAGGACGAAUUAAAUAGCGUUCAAGACGAGAUGGAGACAUUGCGUCACGCGACACAGCGAGAAAGAGCCCAAUUGUCGGGUGAGCUAGCGCAAACGAAGGAGCAAGUGCGUCAUUUAAUGGUGAAGGUAUUCGUGCUGGAGCAGAGAGUAUCCCUCGAGUCGAACGACCAGUCGAGCGUGGACGAGAGAAUAGCCGAUUUGAUGAGGGAGAGAACAUUAUUGGAGCGUAAAUUGGAGGAGGCGCAUCUUCAUUUGUCAGACAUAAAGACAAGUUGGUCAGGAAAAAUAUCGAGUUUGGAGACGCAGGUUGGGAGGUUGAGUAGACAAGCCGGCGAAGAGGGUCUCGAGAGACGACGAGUUGAGGAGGAGAAAAACGAAUUGGAGAAAAGAAUUAAAAAAUUGGAGGCCGAUAUUGAGGUGAACAAUGUUGUUAUGGCAACGAAAGACGCUAAACUUUUACGCAUGGCCGAGGACAUUGACGAGAUGGCGACGGAACUUAAAGAGCUCCGUGCCAGCGUCGAUGACGAGGUUGAAGAAUUUAAACGACAAAUUGAAUUAUCGUCGAAGGAAAUCAAGGAUCUGCAAAUGAAGCUCGAAGAAUCGACCUCCAAGGUGAUGGAAGCUACCAACGAAUUGGCGGAACUUCAAUCGAGCUUCGAUGCUGAGAAAAGGAAUAACGCCGCAUUGAAUCUCGAGGUCGAACAACUGCGACAGAGCUUCGAAAAGGAAAAAGAAAAUGGAGCUGCACUUCGAACUUCUUUGGAUCACGAGAAGUCCGAAAAAGAUUCUGCACUUUUGAGAAAUGCCCAAAUUUCUCAGGACUUCGAAUUAGCUAAACAAGAUAAUAUUCGACAACACGCUGAAAGCGUCGAAUUGCAAAACAAAAUUGACAAUCUCACAGACAUGCUGCGCAUACGCGAUAUCGAGAUUGAAAAAACUUCGAAAAAUAUCGAAGAGGCCAAAGCGAGAAUUGAUCAAUUGGAAAUAAUCGAACGUCAACAUAAAUCCAGCCAGGAAACCGAAACCGCGUUGAGAGAUAAUUUGCUCGCGAUGGAAGAACAACUCAAUGACAAAAGCAAAACGAUAAAGGUACUCCAACAAAGAUUAGGUGACAUGAAAAAGACGUUGCAACGUGAAUUGCGUGUGCCAUCAUCGUCAUUGGAUAGUGAUGCGGAGCCAACAGCAGCAAUACUCAACCCAAGUUCAUCGCAAACAGUUACUGCCAAGAGUACGAAUUCUCGAGAAGACGAUGUCAAUUUCAAAUAUCUUAAACACGUGCUCAUCAAGUUCCUAACCAGCAGAGAAUACGAGGCUCUUCAUUUGACACGCGCAGUAGCAACGUUGCUUCAUUUUUCCCCGGAGGAGGAGAGACUCCUCCAAGAGACACUGGAGUGGAAAAUGUCGUGGUUUGGCUCUCGACCAAAUUUGGGAAAUGGUCAAACAGCAAAGGCGAUACCACCGAGCUGAUAGUCCGCGAGGAUUUUCCAAAUUCGUGGCUAUAAGCACACACGCAGAAGAUACAAUUUUGUCGGAAGAGAAAAACGCAGUUUUUAGUACUACAAACCGAUUCCAUCGAACGAUGACUAUCGAAUCUCCAACGUGACUCGAAUAUAUCACGCCGCAAGAUCUCUAGAGUCUAUGAUAUCUCGUUUUUUGCGAAUUCCUCAGGCCGCGAACGAAAAAAACAGAAUAACGUUAAAGUGCAAUUUUUUCUUUCUUUUUUUCCUAUUUUUUUUAUUUCAAUAAACAGACGGUUGAGGAAGUGUGGCGUCCGACUGCACGCUUUAUACAUUCGAAAUUUGUGUCGUAUUCCGAGGCAGGACGAGGAGAGAGAGAGAGAGAAAGAGAGAGAGAGAGAGAAAGAGAGAGAGAGAGAGAGAGAUUUUAUCACAAUUGCUCACUGAUUUGUGAAGAACGAAAUGCCGCAAUGACGUUAAAAUUAAAUUUGAUUGAACUAAUAACGAUGGUAAUAACGAUAAUAACAAUAACAAUAACAAUAAUAAUAAUAAUAAUAAUAGUUGAAAUGACGCGUUGAAAAAAAUGUGUUGAAACUGUGUUUAUUUACAUCCAACGAAAUCUUGAACAAACCACUCAACAUUUUUUAAAAUAGAAUCUAGUCAACACACUAGAUCCUCGCAUACACGCGUUCAAUCGCACAAAGAGAUAGACGCGCACCCGGGCUUUGGUCUCUCAAAAUUAAAGAGAUCGUGACAAAUGAAA
This is a messenger RNA of Venturia canescens, 3365 nucleotides long. It is a transcript of the gene Golgin97, whose product is annotated as Golgin 97. Lineage: Eukaryota; Metazoa; Arthropoda; Insecta; Hymenoptera; Ichneumonidae. Gene Ontology annotation, cellular component: Golgi apparatus. The coding region runs from base 447 to 2612 and encodes 721 amino acids. The transcript has 9 exons. The record is from RefSeq and is a predicted model, not a curated record.